Beta vulgaris subsp. vulgaris (sugar beet) is the source of this 510-nucleotide messenger RNA. RefSeq lists its product as uncharacterized. The record is from RefSeq and is a predicted model, not a curated record. NCBI's taxonomy places the organism in Eukaryota, Viridiplantae, Streptophyta, Magnoliopsida, Caryophyllales, Amaranthaceae. The transcript has a single exon. Bases 1 to 510 code for a protein of 169 amino acids.
AUGAAAGGUGAGAUAAAUGGCCUCAAGACUUUGAUUAUGGAUGAUACUCCAAAUGCAUACUAUGUUCAUUGUUUUGCUCAUCAACUUCAAUUAACUCUUGUUUCCGUUGCUAAAAAGAAUAAUGAGUGUGGUUGGCUUUUUGAUACACUUGGAACCUUGUUGAAUGUAGUUGGAAAUUCUUGUAAAAGAAGAGAAAUGAUUCGAGACAUCCAAGCUCAAAAUGUUGCUCGAUCCUUAGAAAUUUGUGAACUUGAAACAGGAUCGGGGUUAAAUCAAGAACUUGGUUUGAAAAGACCCGGUGACACUCGUUGGGGUUCUCACUACAAAACUCUACAAAAUGUCAUGAACUUGUUUCCUACUCUUGUUGAUGUACUUGUGAUGAUUGGAAAAAAUGGUUCAAAUGCGGAUGGUAAGGCAAAAGCUCAAGGUGUUGUGCUCUUUCUAGAACCGUUUGAUUUUGUUUUUAUGGCACAAUUGAUGUCUACAAUAUUUGGGUACACUAAUGAGUAA